Messenger RNA from Anisakis simplex (herring worm), 213 nucleotides. The record is from the annotation of a GenBank genome assembly. Lineage: Eukaryota; Metazoa; Nematoda; Chromadorea; Rhabditida; Anisakidae.
AACGGUGAGGAAAUAGGUAUAAUGAAGCAACAACCUGCAAAAGCAAGUGCUGUCAAUACAGUACGUCAAAAUGUGAAAGCAAACAACAAAUCGAAUCAAGUGGUCAAGAAGAACACCGAAACCAAACGAACGAAUAGCAAAAGAAAGGCAUUCAGGUCAUCAUCGAAUCCAACGCCAGUAGAGAAAGCCGUAGAGUUGGAUGGCAAAGCUUGA